Messenger RNA from Dinoponera quadriceps, 1053 nucleotides. RefSeq lists its product as uncharacterized. NCBI's taxonomy places the organism in Eukaryota, Metazoa, Arthropoda, Insecta, Hymenoptera, Formicidae. The record is from RefSeq and is a predicted model, not a curated record. The transcript is spliced from 4 exons. Bases 264 to 833 code for a protein of 189 amino acids.
UCGCGAUAGUCGACGGUUUCAAGUAAUACUGUUCAACGAUAAAGCGAACGGACUUUAUUCGUAUAACGAUAUAAAAAUUUCUUAUGUGACAUGAGAUUCAUGUGUAGUUACUAAAGUACAAAACAGUACGAAAUAAAGUUGCGUUUAACCUCGUGCGAACAAUUUGGUACAACACGAUUAAUUGUAUAUAUUCCUUUAAUUGUAAAAUAGGUUAUGUAAUUAAUACUUGGAUCAUCCGAACUGUUUAAAAGUACUUAAUUAUCAUGUUGUCCAGAGCUGCGUUUAAUAUUUUUAGAAGAUCUCUGUACAACAAUGCACGUACGCUUUACUGUUUACAAUCAAAUCCGACAUACGAUAUCAAUGCUAAGCCACAAGAUCACUGCAACUUGUAUGUUGUGAAAAGAUUUAAGUCCAGUAAGAAGAAGCAAAAUCAGAAUGAAGAAUUUUCUGACGAAGAAGAGGACAUUGUAGAAGCAGAAGCACCCAUUGGUUCAAAAGUGCUCACAAUAAGUACUCAGUCUAUUCGAUUGGAUACUAUUUCUAAAGUUGGAUUUUCUAUGUCACGCAGUAAAAUAGAUGAAGCAUUUUACGCAAGUAAAAUUCGUUUGAAUGGACAGAAAAUAUUUAAAAAAUCCAAAGAGCUGGAUAUAAGUGAUGAAGUUGACUUAAUUCUACAUCGAAGUCUGGAUAAUUCUUCUCUUCUGGUUGUAAAUAGAAUUAAAAUAUUAUCGAUGGUUCCUGCGGUUAACGGCAUAAAAAUUAAAUUAUCCAAGGACAGAAACUUACUAAUUGAAGAUUACGAAGAACCAUGGACAUCUGAAUCACCUGAAUAGUUCCUUUUUUUGAUGUAUUAUUAAUAUUGUAUUUAACAUACAAUUAUAACAAAUAAUAACAUUCAGGUAAGUAUUUGCUAUAAAAAGAUAUUGAAAAUAUAUCUUAAACCUGUUUACAACAUAUUUUAUUUCUUCAAAUGCGUCUGUAAGGAUAUACAAGGAUUCUCUUUACAUCGAAACUUGAAAAUUGCAGAGCAUCUAAAUAUAUUCUAUACAAUUA